UAGAGUUUGUUGUAUUAUAUGCAAACGUCACAAAGAUAUUUUGACUUCUUGUAUUUAUCUAGCAGAGGGCAGCUCAGAAAUCGUUAUUUAUCUGGUAUCACGUGAGAAGUAACAGUCAGCUGAUUUCACUUAGGAAUAAUAAGAUUUACACAGUGUCAAUAUGAAUAGAAGAAAAAUAAGGAUUAUGCUUUACAUAUGUAUAUGUGCAACAAUACUAACGACGUAUAUCAUGAUAACGGCCCAAACUGGCGAAGAGAUAAACAAAAAUCGUGACAAUGGUAUGGCCAAUACCUCUGGUCCAAGGCAAUCCGCAUAUGUUCAAGACAACAACGGUCCUAUUCCAGUCAUCAUUCUGACAUAUAUGAGAAGUGGGUCAUCGUUUCUGGGCGAGAUUUUACAGGCUAACUCUGACACGUUUUACUGGUUUGAGCCCGUUCAUGAGCUAUGGGGAUUAUAUAAAGCUGACAACCACAAACAGUUUGAUUUCAAAGACGGAACAAAGCGGGCUUUCAAAACGUUUUUGGACCUAGCAAUUCCCACCAUCAGGAACAUAAGCACUUGCGAAUUAGAAAGUCUACCUAUGGGUGCCUUGAGGGAGCAAUUUCUAUCGAAAAGUGAACAGAUGAAAGAAUUCGUAAAUUGCAGAGGUUAUGAAGAACAUGGACAUACAACCAAUAAAAAGCUUAUUCGGUGUUUACCAGAUUUAAACACAAAAUGUUUACAAUCAAAACAUAUUGUUAUAAAAACAAUACGAAUACGUAUGAAAAGUUUAGGUAAUAUACUUGAAAAAAUCCCAUCGUUAAAAGUAAUACAUUUAAUGAGAGAUCCACGAGGAACAUUUCGCUCACAAAAGGUCGUAGGCCAGCUGUCAAAACAAAAUUAUCGAACAGAAAUAUAUGGAUUAUGUAAUCAGAUAUAUAAAGAUAUCCUCGAGAGAGAAUCAUUACAUGAAAAAUAUCCCGGUAGAAUUCGGACUGUAUUUUACGAAGAUGUGGCUAACAAUCCAAUUGUAUAUUCCAAAUCGCUGUAUUAUUAUCUCGGUAUGAAUUUUACCUCAGAUGUGGAGAAAACUAUCUUUGGAUUUACAUUGGCCGGAAAAAGUGGUUCAAAGAAAUGUGGAAUUCUUUGUACCCAGAUGGCAAACUCAUCUCAAGAGGCCAGUAAUUGGCGAGAUGAAAUAAGUAUGGAGUUGGUUAAAAUAGUCGACAAUGCAUGUUCAGAUUUGUAUAACAAAAUUGGUUAUAAAUCUAUACUGAAUGAAACUGAAUUACGUAAUAAGAAAUAUACGCUUCGUAAAUAAACAAAGUUAAAAUAUUUCAAAAA
Molecule: messenger RNA, 1323 nt
Organism: Pecten maximus
Lineage: Eukaryota; Metazoa; Mollusca; Bivalvia; Pectinida; Pectinidae
Product: carbohydrate sulfotransferase 1-like
Exons: 4
Coding region: 161-1300 (379 amino acids)
Biological process (GO): sulfur compound metabolic process; N-acetylglucosamine metabolic process
Molecular function (GO): N-acetylglucosamine 6-O-sulfotransferase activity
Source: RefSeq, a predicted model, not a curated record